UUUUUAAAAAAAAUUAUGCAGAACCAACUCAUGAACAAAUCAAUUGCUGAGCUUAAGAAAAAGGACAAGGCAUUGCAAGAUGAAAACACCUUACUUUUGAAGAAGAUCAAAGAGGAGAAAGAAUUAUCCCAGAAGUUACAACAGGAACAAAAUCAUGACAUCAUAUCUUCUUCUGUUCCACAACUUUUGAGCUCGGGUGAACAUGGAGAAGUUGAAGGCCAGUCUCAAUCAGCUAAUGCAGUAAUACCUCCAUGGAUGAUCAACCAUCUGCACGAGUCCAAUAGGGGAUAAGAACAUGUUUGGUUGUACUUAGAAGUUACUUUUCUGAAAGUAUAUAUGUAUCUACACAUAGACCUUCGGAAAAAGUAACUUUUAAGUUAUAUUUAAGACCAAUCGAAAGUCUUGUGUACAUAUUUAUCCAUAAUCAGGCUUCCGAUGGUUGGCUGCUAUUGUACUACUUGCAAGGAGUGUUGAUCUCGACCACCUCAUUGUAAGUGAGAGGCGAGAUUAUUUGUUUAAGUGCUUUUAAAAUACUGCUUGGUCGAUGUUGUUUCAAGUUAUCGUUAUCGAUAUAUAUGAGCUAUGUACAGAGGUAAUAAAUUGUACUGUGGUUUGGUAUUGUACCGAAGAUUGUAAAUCACUAUGUAAUAUGCUAUAUAUAUGCUAGUUUCUUAA
This is a messenger RNA of Olea europaea var. sylvestris, 675 nucleotides long. RefSeq names its product agamous-like MADS-box protein AGL8 homolog. The record is from RefSeq and is a predicted model, not a curated record. The transcript has 3 exons. Lineage: Eukaryota; Viridiplantae; Streptophyta; Magnoliopsida; Lamiales; Oleaceae. The coding region runs from base 16 to 291 and encodes 91 amino acids.